Synchiropus splendidus (mandarinfish) is the source of this 1881-nucleotide messenger RNA. RefSeq names its product proteasome maturation protein (gene pomp). The record is from RefSeq and is a predicted model, not a curated record. NCBI's taxonomy places the organism in Eukaryota, Metazoa, Chordata, Actinopteri, Syngnathiformes, Callionymidae. Gene Ontology annotation, cellular component: nucleus; cytoplasm. The transcript has 6 exons. Gene Ontology annotation, biological process: proteasome assembly. Bases 49 to 474 code for a protein of 141 amino acids.
AGUCACACCGGAAGUAGGUUGAAGAGAAACCACCAGCGCUCUGCGACAAUGAACUCUCGAGGUAUUCGGUCCCAGCUUAAAGACAGUGUCCCUGUGGCCGGUUGGAACCCACACGCGUCUUAUGGAGUCCAGGAUUCACUACGCGCCGGUUUCACCAGUGUUAAGAAUGAACUCCUUCCAUCACACCCUUUGGAACUGUCAGAAACCAAUUUCCAGGUGAACAAGGACAAGAUGAACUUCUCGACGCUGAGGAACAUCCAGGGUCUUCACGCACCUCUCAAACUGCAGAUGGAGUACAGAGCAGCGAGACAGAUCCAGCGUCUGCCGUUCUUGCAGAGUUCCAAUCUGGCACUGGACACUCUCCGAGGUGGUGAUGAGACCAUCGGCUUUGAGGACAUCCUCAACGACCCGGCUAUGAGUGAGGUGAUGGGCGAGCCACACAUGAUGGUGGAAUACAAACUUGGACUCAUGUGAACACAACACUUUUUUCUUACUGGCCUCCAACGGAGGACGGGAAUGAUGAGCGAAGAUCGUUUACUGUGUUUUUGAAUUUAUAAUAAACAUCAUUGUACUCCAGGUGGCACCUCUUCCCUGCGGUGAGCUCAGCAAAUAUAAGCUUUUGAACAUGAACUGUGCAUUUGGGACUAAGAUCUGAUGACGCUGGAGAGUCUGAUGGUGAGACAUGUAUAAACAGCUCUACCACUUGUGACUGAAUGAUGAAGAAUUCCUUCCUUCUGUUGGUAUAAUAUAAAAUAUCCAAAUUCACCAACAAAACUCUUGCAUUUAUCAACUAGGAAUUUCUCAAAAAUCUUGGGCUCCUUAACUUCAGUCAAGUUUGGAGUUCAGGCUUCCAGAGUGUCAUUUGUGCUGGGAUAUGGAACUGGAGAGGAGCCCACAACAGGGGCAGGACUCAGCUUUCUCCAAUGGUCAUGAUUUAGAGACAAAAGAGAAUAUAGGCAAUUGAUCAUUGGACGUGACGAAAGGCCGGUCAAGGUCAACAGAGUGAAGAGGCUUUAAGUUUCUGUUGUUAUGCACAUUAGAUAGCUCGCCAUCAUCGGUCCAAUUGGUGGUCACCAAUGCCGCAUAAUGGGAAGUUAUUGACGCACAAUAGUGUUUAUAAAGGCAGUUUUACACCACAUUUACUAGUCAAAAUAGUAAACUAAUGACAAAAAACUGAAAUAAAUCAAAUCAGAUGGAAUACUUCAACAUGAAAAUGUUCAGGAUUGACACAGUAAUCUUCUCUGGUUAUAAUAUUUUUUGUCUAAAAUGUAUUGUUUAUUUACAUAAUUGAAAAAAAACCAAAACAAAUGUGACCACGAUUAUUUCGAUAAAGUUAUUAUAGGCAUCAACUAAUUCAAUCUUGAGGAUCUCUGGUGACUAUAGGUGACGACGAGCUCACUCCCACUUUUGCCCACUAGAUGUCAGUAUCGGCACAGAUUCACUGACAUGAUGUUAUUCAGCCUCAACCUACUUCCUGGUGCGCCACUGUGGCUUUGUUUUAGAUUUGAUCAAUAAUAAUAAUAAUAAUCAUAUAUUCGAUGCAACAACAUAUUCCUCAUUACUAACCUCAAAAAGAGGACAGAAAGGAUGAGCAGGUUUGAGCUGACGUGUUUUUGAAUUUGUAGUGAACAAGGUUUUACACCACGUGGUUCCGCUUCUCGAUUUGAGUCCAUCACGAGCAGCUGGACUCCGGAAUCAGAGCAUAGUUUCAAACCAGACAAAAGAGCUGCUCAAGUUUGUUGAUGAUGAAAUCGGAGCAAGACAAAACCCAUGCAACGAAGUAUUUACAUGAAUUACAAAAGGCAAGAAUAGGCACAUUUAUGUCUGGACCAUUAAUGAUUUUAAAAUAUAUAUAUUUACAUUCCCCCGUAGUCUAAGAUU